GAACCUUAAUGCUUUAUAAAAUUUAAUAAAUCUAAAUACACCUCCAUUGUUACUGAAGUCAAGUUCAAAGAAAUUGAAUCAGUUGGCUCAUACAUUUCCAUGAUGCGUGAAAGUAUCCGAAGAGGACCAGUUGUAUGUGAUAGUUCCUAUCCUUGUUCCACACAUGAAGUGUCAUAAGUAUGGGACUGGAAGAAUGAAACUCUCGUCCAAGAUAUGUCAUAAAAAGGAUACUGGAAAACAUGAAACACCUAGUAAAAACUCUUCAGAAAUUUGUCAACCUGAUAAUAUUCCUAGUAGUAGCAGUGAGAAUAGUUCAAUGAAUAUGAAUUCUGAUGAUAAUACAAAAGAGUGUAUACUGAAUCCUAUUAAUAUGGACGAUUGUAGUAUUCUUCAACAUGAACAAUGUAAUGACACACAAUCUAACCAAAGUAUCUUUUUCGAUUUAUUAUCUAAACUUGAAAGACAUUUGGAUGAAGAGAGAAAAGCCAAUGCAAAAUUACAAGUUGAAUUAAUGAAUAAAACUGAAUAUGAAAAACAAAUAUCUGAUCUACGAUCCAAUUAUGAAGCUGAAGUAUUUCGUUUACAAAAUGUGAUAACACGUUUACAAGGCAAUUCACAUUAUAACGAUAAAAUAAGUCAUGAUGAUGAAAAACUAGCCAACCUAAAUACAGAAGUUAACGAAGUGAAUGUUAGAAGGAAUAAUGAUGCAGAAUCGAAUACUGACAAGUGUAUUAAACCUGUGCAAAAUUUCACUAGUAUGGAUGAACUGAAAAAAGAAUAUGCAAAGCAAGAAUUACUAAUUGCAGGUUAUCAACGUGAAAAUGAAAAGUUGUAUGCAACUGUUAAAAAAUUACAUAAAGAUAAGCAAACUGAAACUGAAGAUUCACAGACAGCAAAACGUCUUACUAAUGAAAAUCUUUCUUUAAGAGUUGAAGUUGAACAAUUAAAUAAAGAACUAAAAUUGCGUAGUCAACAAAUAUGUACCAUGUUAUCUGGGAAUUCAAGAUUGAAUCAAGAAAAUCGAAUAAAUGAAUUACAAGAAAUGAAUAAACAAUUGGAUAAUGAAAGAAAUAAGUUAACAAAAGAAUUAAAUGAUACACGUUUAGAGUUGACAAACAUGAAUUUAAAAAUGAAUAAUCAUAUACGUGAGAAAAAUGAUUUAUUAGAAAAAUAUGAAAAUUUUAAAGAAAAAUCUCAAACAGAUUGUACAAAUAUGAAAGAAACAUAUUUAUGUCAAAUAGAAGAUCUUCAAAAGAAAUUACGUUGGUAUAUUGAAAAUCAAUCAAUAAUCAUUAAAGAUUCAAAGAAAUUACAAAAUCAAGCUAGAGAACUGGAAAAAUUGCAAGCAGAAUUAUCAUAUUUUAAAAGUAAACAAGUUUCUGGUCCCAAGUCAAAUGAAUCAAAACAGUCACAUAACAGUAAGGAUUUAUCAAAUGAAAGUGAACAAGCAUUUCUUCUUCAAAGAAUUAAAUUUCUUGAAUCAGAAUUAGAUAGAGCUCAUGAAAAUGAGAAACGAGCUAUUCGUGCACUUCAGCAACAAUAUGAACGAGUUAAAUUACAGGAUUUACGCGGUCAAAUAACCAAUUUAAAAAUACAAUUAAAACAACGACAAAAAACAAUUGAACAAAUGAAACAUUUUGCACAAUUGAAUAGUAACCAUUUAAAGGACAAUAAUAAAAUCAAGUCUUCAAUACAUAAAAAUAAACAAUUUCAUUAUCCACAUUUAUAUGAAAUUCAAUCUAGACAAAUAAAUAAGAUUAAUGAUAAGAUAAAUUUGAGAAAAAAUAAAAUAAUCAGUUCAAAUGAGCAAAACAAUGAAGAUGUUUCCAUUAACGAUAAAGAAUCAAUUAGUUUGAAAGAACAUAAUGCACUCAAAAACUUGUUACAGAGUCGUAUAACUAAACUUGAAAUUGAACUGAAAAAAUCACAGGAAUCAGUGAAAUCUGGAGUAACUUGUGAUGCGUCCACAAACACUGAGUUCAUUGAAAGAACUGAUGAUUCAUAUAUCAAAAUUCUGGAGAGGCAAUUUAAAGAUCAAAUUGAUACCAUUGUGUCCAGACAAACAGAACUAAAUCGACUGAAAAAAUUAAUGACUAAUCGAAAUAAACAUCAUCAUCCUCAUCUUCACCAUCAUUUGCACAAUGGGGAUAAAAGUGAAUAUGAUUUGAAUACAAGUCAAUAUAUAAAUGAAAACAUUCCCUCUUCAUUAUUACAAAUCGAAGAUGUUUCUAAUAUUGAAGAAUACAUGAAUGAAAUGUAUACUAAUCCAAAUUAUUGUACAAAUCUUGAAGCAGAUUAUUGGCGUAAUAUUGCAUUGAAAAUGAAUAAUGAAUUAAAUCAUUUACAAAAUGAUGCAAAUAUACUUGUAAAUAUCUUAACAGAAUUACAACAAUGA
Schistosoma mattheei is the source of this 2395-nucleotide messenger RNA. The record is from the annotation of a GenBank genome assembly. NCBI's taxonomy places the organism in Eukaryota, Metazoa, Platyhelminthes, Trematoda, Strigeidida, Schistosomatidae.